Molecule: messenger RNA, 4777 nt
Organism: Toxotes jaculatrix (banded archerfish)
Lineage: Eukaryota; Metazoa; Chordata; Actinopteri; Toxotidae
Gene: dhx38
Product: DEAH (Asp-Glu-Ala-His) box polypeptide 38
Exons: 27
Coding region: 235-4014 (1259 amino acids)
Biological process (GO): mRNA splicing, via spliceosome
Cellular component (GO): spliceosomal complex; intracellular anatomical structure
Molecular function (GO): RNA binding; ATP binding
Source: RefSeq, a predicted model, not a curated record
GCCGUCUUGCCUGUAAACAUACGCACCGUAUUUACGAAAGCCGCAGUAUAAUAUUUUCCAGUGACAGCCUUAAAUCCCCCAUUUUCUGGACUGCUUACCCAUCCAUUACCUGACCUCAAGUCUUCGACUUUAUUCGAGAGUUUCUGGUUUUGACACCCAAAGAAAAAGGCGGCAUUUUCCCGCUGUUUGCCACCGGCCUUGGUCCAGCUAACGUUAGCUGCUCCGUCUGAGAUAAUGGAUGAUGAUGAAUCUAUACAUAGGCUGGAAGGGACCAACCCAUCUGCUCAAGUUGGUGGCCUUAUCGUAAAGAAAAAAAGUGCUGCUGUAGAAAACCAUACUUUUCGGGCACCAACUCCACGCACAUCUUUGCUGGGCUUGGAUCUGCUGGCAGCCCAGAAAAGGAAGGAGCGUGAGAGUAAGGAACAGGCAGAUUCUAGUGGUGAAGACAGAAAUAGAAAGAAGUCCAAAGUUUCCUCCUACCAGGACUGGGAGGAAGGUAAAAGUGACUCUGGCUCUGAUGAAGAAGAUGAUGAUGAUAAGAACAGAGGUGCUAAGAAGGAAAGUAGGAAGUAUCGUGUAACUGGCUCAGAGACCCCCUCAAACCCUGGGGGGGUCAGUGAUGAGUUCAGACGCAGGCACCAGCAGAGAGAGAAAGACAGACGUGAGCAUGGAGUCUACGCCUCCUCCAAAGAGGACAGGAACAGAGAAAGGGACAGAGAAAGGAGCAGAGAUAAGGGCAGAGACCGAAGGAGUGAAAGAGAUGAGCGAGACAGUGGCCAUACUCGUGGCAGCAGCAGUAGCCGGUCGGAGCGUUGGGAGCGCAGUGAGAGGAGUGAGCGCUCAGAGAGAGAUGGCUGGUCCGAUCGCAUCAGCCGGGGGAGUAAGAGAGAUGAACCCCUCACACCACAGCAUCGCCCAAGAGAUGCUUUCACACCCUCACGCUCCAACUGGGAUGAGGAUGACAGUGGUUAUGCCAGUUCAAGGCGUUCCCAGUGGGAGUCUCCAUCCCCUGCCCCAUCUCACAGAGAGUCGGAUCGCUCAGAGCGAAGCCAUCGCUCUGGCCGAGAGAGUGAGAGGAGGGACAGGUCAGUCAGAGGCCGUUACCCUGACGACACACCCCUGCCUACCCCGUCCUAUAAGUACAAUGAGUGGGCCAACGACAGAAAGCAUUUGGGUUCUACCCCUCGUUUAUCACAAGGAAAAGGUAGGAAAGAAGAUGGUGAGGGAGGAAUUAUGUUUGAUAAUGAGAAUGAGAAAGAACAGUGGGAGGAGGACCAGAAGCAAGCUGACAGAGAUUGGUACAUGAUGGAUGAAGGCUAUGAUGAGUUCCACAACCCUUUCACUUCCACGUCAGAGGAAUAUGUAAAGAAGAGAGAACAGAUCCUUCAGAAGCAGACCCAGAAAAGAAUAUCCGCCCAGAAGCGACAGAUCAAUGAGGAUAAUGAGCGGUGGGAGACCAACCGUAUGCUGACUAGUGGUGUGGUGCAGAGGUUGGAGGUGGAUGAAGACUUUGAGGAGGACAAUGCUGCCAAGGUUCACCUGCUGGUUCACAACCUGGUUCCUCCUUUCCUGGAUGGAAGAAUAGUCUUCACUAAACAGCCGGAGCCUGUCAUUCCAGUGAAAGAUGCAACCUCUGACAUGGCCAUUAUCUCUCGAAAGGGCAGCCAGCUUGUCCGUAAACAUCGUGAGCAGAAAGAACGCAAAAAGGCACAACACAAACACUGGGAACUGGCAGGCACCAAGUUGGGAGAUAUCAUGGGGAUCAAGAAGGCGGAUGAGGAAGAUGUCUCUGGAGGCAAAGUUGUUGGCGAGGACGGCAAAGUAGACUACAGAGCUGAGCAGAAAUUUGCAGACCACAUGAAAGAAAAGACGGAGGCCAGCAGUGAGUUCGCUAAGAAAAAGAGCCUUCUGGAGCAGAGACAGUACCUGCCUAUUUUUGCUGUCAGACAGCAACUUCUUAAUAUCAUAAGGGACAACAGCAUAGUGAUUGUUGUCGGGGAGACGGGCAGUGGGAAGACCACCCAGCUGACCCAGUACCUGCAUGAGGAUGGCUACACCAGCUACGGCAUGGUGGGUUGUACUCAGCCCCGGAGGGUGGCAGCCAUGAGUGUCGCCAAGAGAGUUAGCGAAGAGAUUGGCACCAACCUUGGAGAGGAGGUGGGCUAUGCUAUCCGUUUUGAGGACUGCACAUCAGAGAAAACUCUGAUAAAGUACAUGACAGACGGUAUCCUGCUCAGAGAGUCACUGAGGGAGUCUGACCUGGACCACUACAGUGCUGUUAUCAUGGACGAGGCUCACGAACGCUCCCUGAAUACUGAUGUGCUCUUUGGCCUGUUACGUGAGGUUGUAUCUCGACGCACUGAUUUGAAACUCAUAGUUACCUCUGCAACUAUGGACUCAGACAAGUUUGCAGCAUUUUUUGGCAAUGUACCCAUAUUCCAUAUUCCAGGGAGAACGUUUCCAGUUGACAUCUUGUUUAGCAAGACACCUCAGGAGGACUACGUGGAGGCAGCAGUGAAGCAGGCCCUGCAGAUCCACCUCAGCGGGUUGGUGGGAGACAUCCUCAUCUUCAUGCCUGGUCAGGAGGAUAUCGAGGUGACAUCAGAUCAGAUUGUGGAGCGGUUGGAAGACUUGGAGAAUGCUCCACCUCUGGCUGUGCUGCCCAUUUACUCCCAGCUGCCAUCUGACCUCCAGGCCAAGAUCUUCCAGAAGGCUCCAGAUGGUGUGAGGAAAUGCAUUGUUGCUACAAACAUUGCUGAAACUUCCCUUACUGUGGAUGGAAUCAUGUUUGUUGUGGAUUCAGGAUACUGCAAACUCAAGGUUUUCAAUCCUCGCAUAGGAAUGGAUGCACUGCAGGUUUAUCCCAUCAGUCAGGCUAAUGCUAACCAGCGUUCUGGCAGAGCAGGACGUACAGGACCAGGGCAGUGUUACAGGCUUUAUACUCAGAGUGCUUUUAAGAAUGAGAUGCUGACUACCACCAUACCAGAGAUCCAAAGGACCAACCUGGCCAAUGUAGUCCUGCUGUUGAAGUCUCUGGGUGUUCAGGACUUGCUCCUCUUCCACUUCAUGGAUCCGCCACCUGAGGACAACAUGCUCAACUCCAUGUACCAGCUCUGGAUUUUGGGAGCUCUGGACAACACAGGUGCUUUGACACCGACGGGACGUAUGAUGGUGGAGUUUCCCCUCGACCCUGCCCUCUCCAAGAUGCUGAUUGUGUCCUGCGACAUGGGCUGCAGUGCUGACAUCCUCAUCAUCGUCUCCAUGUUGUCUGUGCCGGCCAUCUUCUACAGACCUAAGGGUCGUGAGGAAGAGAGUGACCAGGUGAGGGAGAAGUUCUCAGUCCCAGAGAGUGACCACCUCACCUACCUCAACGUCUACAUGCAGUGGAAGAACAAUAAUUACUCCAGCAUCUGGUGCAAUGACCACUUCAUCCACACCAAGGCCAUGCGGAAGGUGCGUGAGGUGCGCUCCCAGUUAAAGGACAUCAUGGUGCAGCAGAGGAUGAACCUGGUUUCCUGUGGCUCAGACUGGGACAUCAUCAGAAAGUGCAUAUGUGCUGCUUACUUCCACCAGGCUGCCAAGCUCAAGGGCAUUGGGGAAUAUGUGAACGUGAGGACAGGCAUGCCAUGCCACCUCCACCCUACCAGCUCCCUGUUUGGUAUGGGCUACACACCAGACUACAUCAUCUACCAUGAGCUUGUCAUGACCACCAAGGAGUACAUGCAGUGUGUGACUGCAGUGGAUGGAGAGUGGCUUGCAGAACUGGGGCCCAUGUUCUAUAGCAUCAAACAUGCGGGCAAAAGCAGACAGGAGAACCGUCGGCGAGCCAAAGAGGAGAUCAACAACAUGGAGGAGGAGAUGUCCCUGGCCGAGGAGCAGCUGAAAGCACGUCGAGAGGAGCAGGAGAAGAAGAGCAACAGCAGCAGUCUUAAGGCAGUAAAAAUCUGCACACCAGGAAGAAGAGAGCAGACCCCCAUGACACCCAGGCGUACCCCUGCCCGCUUUGGACUGUAAAAUUCCUCCUGGAAGUUAAAGGCCCAUCAACCAUGUGGGCUCCUUAGAACUCAUCGUCAUCCAGACUUGGACCACACCAGCACACUACCAUUUGGCUCUCUUUCCCAGCAUGGCCAGAAUCAACUGCAGUUCACGUACAGACCACUAGAGUGAGAACUUGUAUAAGGCACAGGACUCAAAGAUGCACCAGGACCAUCAAAAUGCCUCCCUCCACCUUCGUUCGUCAGCCAGCUGUUUCCAUAAUACGGUUUAAGGUGUUCUAAGGUUUGUAUAUACUGUAUUUAUAUGUGGUCAUUUCUUUCUUUCUUUCUUUCUUUCUUUUUUUUUUUUUACAGAAGUCUCUAUAAUGAUUUUACCUGACCUAGAAUUUUCUAUGUUCGUUUGCAUUUUUUUUCCUCCAACCUGAGUAUAUUAUCAGAGGGACACUGAUAAAUAGUGAUCUAAUUUCAGUGUUACCUGUCUUUUGUGUCCUUGCAUUUACUAGUUCUUGUACUGUUGGCGGCUUGAACAGUGUGUGUGCCACCAUGAAGUGCUCCUUGACAGACUGAAGCACUGUUCAAACUGUACUUGUGGCACGAGUGUCUUCACUCUCUAGAUUUGUAUUGUAAUACCCCCUAAUACACACACACACGCACACACACUCAUGCAGGCUUAGGCAAUUGACCUUUUUGUACUUUCAGUUACCCUUGUUCCAAUAAUGUAAUGUACCACAGCUUUGCUUCAUACAAAACAUCACCACACUGGAUUAAACAUGUCAACAGUU